Messenger RNA from Spodoptera littoralis (African cotton leafworm), 864 nucleotides. The record is from the annotation of a GenBank genome assembly. Lineage: Eukaryota; Metazoa; Arthropoda; Insecta; Lepidoptera; Noctuidae.
AUGUCUCUUAAUACGGCUCAUGCCGAUCACGGGGUGUUGAUACAUGCAGGAGAAUGCAUCAUAUUGUUCUCGGACAAUGUCACAAUUAAUUUCUAUGGAAAUGAUACAACUGAGUUCAGUGGAACCAAAGAAGGCCGUAUAUACUUGACAAGUCAUCGCAUGAUUUUCAAUUCAAAAAGCCGCUCUGAACCUCUGCGGUCAUUCAGUUUUCCGUUUGUUACGUUGAUGGAUGUUGCUAUAGAACAGCCUAUGUUCUCAGCAAACUACAUUAAAGGGAAAGUUCAUGCACAACCUAACGGAAACUUUAUCGGUGAAGUAAAAUUCAAAAUUGUGUUCAAGUCUGGAGGUGCUAUUGAAUUUGGACAAGCCAUGCUGAAAGCCGCACAUCUUGCCACUCGUCACUCGGCGCCAGACUCCAGGCCUCCGCCGUAUUCGCCGCCUACUGGUCCAUGGUACGCCGCGCCACCUCCAGCGUAUGCGCCGCCUCCACAGGGUUACUACGGAUGGGUACCUCCCUACAUGGCAUUCCCUGACCAGCCACCACCAAACUCAGUCUUUGUGUCGAAUAACCCGCCCCCGUACCCUGGCGUGACAGGCAGGGCGUACCCGCCUGGCACUGGAUAUUCCGGCGUGAGCUCACAGGAGAGUCCGUCGCCCACAGGUGCAGCAUUCUCGCCGGGUCCCUCCGCUCCCCCCGGAUACCCUGGAGCCCCGGCUGGCAUGUCCUCCAGUGAUGCUAAAGCCGCGGAGGCUGCACAGAGCGCCUAUUACGAUCCCAACAGGCCUCAGACAGCGUACGUGCCGCCACCAUACAGCGAUCUACCGCCGACUUAUCAGGAAUCGUUGUCAAAGAAAGAAAAUUAA